AGGCGUGGUGAGGAGCGGAAGUGGGGAGGCGGGGCUAAACCCGGACCAGCAAGCGGAAGAGGCCGGGGUAGCGGAGAGAGGCUCCGAGACCGUUUGGCGGCGGUGAGUCUGGGGCCAGCCCGAGCUGAAAGUCCCAGAUCCGGGGAGACGCCAAAAGAAACGGAGAUACCUGGGGUUCCGGAGCAGUCGCUGCUGAUUGCUGCAGCUGCCUUGCCGCUGCCACCGCGACGCCUCCGCCCUCCCUGCUGAAGACGCGGCCCUGACAGGCCUGUAGGCCUAGGCGCGGCCGGCCGAGCCCGACGUGUUGCCGCCCGUGCAGCUGUGAGUAAUCCGAGCGCCCUCUCCACGGUCGUGUACAGAUUAAAAUGGAGGAAAUUUCGUUGGCUAACCUGGAUACUAACAAGCUAGAGGCCAUCGCUCAGGAGAUAUACGUAGACCUAAUAGAGGAUUCCUGUUUGGGCUUCUGCUUUGAGGUGCACCGGGCAGUCAAGUGUGGCUACUUCUACCUGGAAUUCGCAGAGACUGGUAGCGUGAAGGAUUUUGGCAUUCAGCCAGUGGAAGAUAAAGGAGCGUGUCGCCUUCCGCUUUGCUCCCUUCCUGGAGAAUCUGGGAAUGGGCCUGAUCAGCAGCUGCAACGCUCACCUCCGGAAUUCCAGUAGCUGCAACAUGAGAGUCUGAGGGUGACCAGGACAAUAACAUAGACCAGUCCUGUGGUUUUGAGAAGUUAGGUAGCUAAGUUAAAAAAAAAAAAAAAAAAAAAAAAUCAGACAAAA
Messenger RNA from Orcinus orca (killer whale), 773 nucleotides. It is a transcript of the gene ATXN7L3B, whose product is annotated as ataxin 7 like 3B. The coding region runs from base 366 to 659 and encodes 97 amino acids. The record is from RefSeq and is a predicted model, not a curated record. Gene Ontology annotation, biological process: regulation of gene expression. NCBI's taxonomy places the organism in Eukaryota, Metazoa, Chordata, Mammalia, Artiodactyla, Delphinidae. The transcript has a single exon.